AUGUUGGAUGCAGAAUACCACUUCGAUAACGAGAGUUUUUUGGAGGGCUGGAAGCUUAUCAAAGAUGGUGUCGCAGCUGUUAAAACUGCUGCAAAAGAGAAGAACUACGAAACGGCAAGAGAGCGGUUGGGUGAGAUUCUGCACACUAUACAGGAUUUCUACAGUCACAGCAACUGGAUAGAACUGGGGAAUCGAUUUCCAUACUCCAACCUGAUCAGACCUGAUAGACAAAUAGAAAAUAUUGCAGGAGACAGACCUACUUGUAGAAACUGUGAUGAUAACUGUAGCGACAACAUCCUGAAAGACAUCAUGGAUGAGAAAAAACUGACAUCAGGAUACUUUGGAUUGAAAAAGCCAACUGGGAAAUGUAGCCAUGGAGAUUUCUUAGACUUUUCAAGUUUAUCAGAACCUAGAGGUGGAAUCAAUAAAGAUACACACUCAUCCAGCCAUGGUGACCUUCAUGAGGCUGCUGCAGGUGUGGCUAUUGCUGCGACCAGAGAACUACUGGAGGACAUUAGAGGUUUCCUGGGAGACUCUAACUUUUUGAGACUGAUGGGAUUCUCUCAGAGUUCAGUUCUUUGCUUUGCUAUUGAUACCACAGGCAGCAUGGGUGAUGACAUUGAUGAAGUACGACGAGUCACUUCUGACACCACAGACAGAAUGAGAGACAUUGUGUCAGAGUACAUUCUGGUGCCAUUUAAUGACCCUGGUUAG
Molecule: messenger RNA, 714 nt
Organism: Sinocyclocheilus anshuiensis
Lineage: Eukaryota; Metazoa; Chordata; Actinopteri; Cypriniformes; Cyprinidae
Product: von Willebrand factor A domain-containing protein 7-like
Exons: 5
Coding region: 1-714 (237 amino acids)
Source: RefSeq, a predicted model, not a curated record